Messenger RNA from Stegostoma tigrinum, 4026 nucleotides. It is a transcript of the gene alg1, whose product is annotated as ALG1 chitobiosyldiphosphodolichol beta-mannosyltransferase. The record is from RefSeq and is a predicted model, not a curated record. NCBI's taxonomy places the organism in Eukaryota, Metazoa, Chordata, Chondrichthyes, Orectolobiformes, Stegostomatidae. Gene Ontology annotation, cellular component: endoplasmic reticulum. The transcript is spliced from 13 exons. Bases 39 to 1496 code for a protein of 485 amino acids. Gene Ontology annotation, molecular function: mannosyltransferase activity.
CUUCACCCCACCCCUCCUUCUCCCCGCUGACAGUUGCUAUGGCCGGCCUCUGGGCCUUGUUGUCACCGCUUGUCCCGUUCCUGGUGCUUUGGGCCGCCGGAUGGCGUUGGCUCGCCGCGCUGUGUGGGGCUGUUGCGACGGGGGUCUGUCUGCUGCUGGCGGCCUGGUACCGGGCCGAUCCCGGGCCUAGCCGCCGGGUGUGUGUUCUGGUGCUCGGGGACCUGGGCCGCAGUCCGCGGAUGUUGAACCACGCAGUGUCCCUGGGCCGGAACGGCUUCACGGUCACUCUGCUCGGGUACCCCGGUGCAAAACCUCAUCGAGAUAUUUUAAGUAAUGACAAGAUUAACAUAGUUUACAUAACAGAGGUCAUGAUAUCAAUGAAAUUUGGAUCAAAGAUUUUUCAGUAUGGGCUCAAAGUCUUUGUGCAGACCUUACAAAUAUGUUACAUUCUGUUAAAGAUUGAUGCUCCUUCGUACAUGCUCCUACAGAAUCCACCUGGCCUCCCUGCUAUUGCUGCUGUAUGGGCAGUAUGUUUGCUAAGAGGAAGUAAAUUUAUUAUUGACUGGCAUAAUUAUGGUUACACCAUUAUGAGUUUGACACAUGGAUAUCAUCAUCCCAUUGUGCUGAUUGCCAAAUGGUAUGAACAUUUUUUUGGAAAGCUCUCUAAUUCAAAUCUAUGUGUCACCGAAGCCAUGAAAGAAGAUUUGAGAGUGAACUGGAAUAUCAAGGCAACGACACUAUAUGACUGUCCAUCUCCCAUCUUCAGAGAAACCCCUCUAGAAUUACAACAUAAACUGUUUAAGAAACUUGCUAAAGAUUUUGAUGCAUUUAAAGCAAGGAGUGAAUCCGUGCCUUCUUAUUUAGAACAGACAGCAUUCACAGAACUACAUACAGGUACUGGCAAUGUCACCCACAUCCAAGGCAGACCUGCAUUACUGCUUAGCAGUACUAGCUGGACAGAGGACGAAGAUUUUUCCAUUCUGCUGAAAGCCUUGGAAGAAUAUGAAGGUUUCAAGAACAGUGGUAUAACAUUACCACCUCUUGUAUGUGCCAUUACAGGGAAAGGUCCACUACAGGAAUUUUAUAAUAAUCUCAUUGAAAAAUUGCAUUUUAAACAUGUCCACAUAUGCACUUUGUGGCUCGAAGCUGAAGAUUAUCCAGUGUUGCUAGGAUCUGGUGAUCUAGGAGUUUGUCUUCAUAAAUCAACCAGUGGACUGGAUUUGCCAAUGAAAGUUGUAGACAUGUUUGGUAGCCAUUUACCUGUAUGUGCAAUUGGCUUCCCAUGUUUGCAUGAACUUGUGAAACAUGAAGAAAAUGGUUUAAUAUUUAAAAACUCUCAUGAACUGGCCAUGCAACUAAAGCUUCUCUUUACAGACUUCCAGAAUGAAAAGAACAAACUAGGUGUAUUUAAAAGAAACCUGAGGGAAUCAAAGAUGGUUCAGUGGGAUGAGAAUUGGGAUGAAACAGUACUUCCUCUGCUGGCAGCAAAUCAUUGAAGUUUGUGACUUGUUUUAGGGAUGAGUAAGCAGUGCUGACUAUCGAGUCUGUCUGUUAUUGUCUCUACCCAGCAGGAUCGUGAGAUGAUCAAUCAACAGAAACCUCUGUUCAGAAUAGACCUAGAGCAGCAGUGCUGGACAUUGUCUCAGUGGACCAAUAAAGACUAGAUAUCUAUACUCCAGAAAUUUUGAUUUGUAAAUUUAUUGAAAUAUUUGAGGCAGUGUAAGAAUUGGAAUGUUUUUAAAGCAGGUUUUUAACAUGUUUUAAUCCAAAAUUCUGAUAAUUAUGAACGUUUUAAAUCACAUCAUUUGAUGAUUUAAAUGUCAUUGUUACUUAGAGCAUAGGAAUCACAUCAAGUUGGUGCCAGCUCUCCUCAGACCAGUCCAGGUAGUUCCACUCCCCUGUUCAAUCUUUGCAAAGUUAUUUCCUUCAUGUUUUUGUCUAAUUUCCUAUUGAAAUCAUUGUUUCAUCUUCCCCAUCCUGCCCCACCUGUGUGUUCCAGGUUAUUACCAGUCCCUAAAUAGUUUCUUCACAUUUCCCAUACCUUUUUGCCCAAAAUGUUAAAUGUAUCCCCUCAUUCUUAUAGAAGCAGCAAAUUGGAAUAAUUUUUUCCUUGUUUAUUAAUUCCAAAUCUUUAAUAAUUUUGUAACUUUUAUCAAACCUCCCUUGCAUUGAAAACAACCCCAUCUUUUCCAACUAAACUGGGUACUUGUCUGCCCAUUCUAUUAGGCCAGGUAUACCAUAUUGCAGUCGAUUGGUCUCAUCCUUAGUGUAUACCACACCUCCAGGUUUGGCAAAUUCAGCAAAUUUUGUAUUUCUACUCUUUACCAAGAUUCAAGUCAUUUAUAUACAGCAAUGAAAGCAAUAAUCCCAGCACUGACCCUCUGGAUACACCAUUGUCUGCCAUGCAUUAAUCUGAUAAAGAACCAUUUAUCAAGUCUUGUAGUGUUCUGUAUUUGGUCACUUUCCUUGUAUUUGACCCUCAAUUAAGUUAACCAAUCUUUAAUGUAAUAUUUAACCCUUCUGUUUUUGAUCAAAAAUCCAAUUAAUUAGUCAAGCACAUUCUCUUACCAAUCUGUGGGGACUCUUUAUUUAACUCAAACCUCUUCAACUGCACGGUGAAGAUUUUUCUUCGAAAUAUUGUUUCUUACUCACCGAUGUUAAACUAAACAGGGGGAUUGUUGCUGAGACCGUCCUUAGAUCUUUUCAUGGAUAAGUUUAUAACAUUUACCAUUCUCUAAUCUUCUGGCAUCUCCCUCAUUUCCAGACAAGAUUAGAAAGUUAUUACAAGCCAUUCUGCUUUCUCAACUUAUUGUUCUAAAUAUAUAGAUACAGAGGACUUACUCAUGCCUUGUAUGAGGACAAAGCUAACUCCCGUUCCAGUACUGCCUCCUUUCUAGUUGGACUGAGUACUGAUCAAGAAUGUUAUCCUGAAUGUAUGUCAAAAAUUCCUCCCCCACCCCUUACUCUUUAUUUGUUAUUCCAAUAGCAAUUUAGAUAAUUCAAAUAUCACUGUGUAAUUUUUGCAUAUCAAAGAUCACCUGCAAAUUUUAAUCCUCUUUCUCCCCCAACUCCCCGCAAUGUUUCAGGGCCUGCAGAGUAUACUCAAGAAUCAAAUCAUUGUUUUGUUUUUUAAUUCAAACUAAAUUUAUACUGUCCUUGCACUCCUCCCCCCCCCCCCCAGACAUUUUUUUGCAAGUAUGCACUGUCUCUCAAAUUGAUUGGAAAAAUUUAAAAUUUCACAAGUUAUAGAGAAAGGAGACCUUCCCAAUAACAUGACAUUUGAUUUUCUUUUGAAUGUAAUCAGUUGGCUCCAAACCCAGACUCCAUUCCCUCCAAGGAUCGCCAGACCCAAAAUUUUAACUGAUUUUUCCUCAGAUGUUGCUAGUAUCCAAAACAUAAGCUCGAAAUAUUUGUUUCCAGUUGAUUUUUGAUUAUAUCACUACUGAAAAGUUUUGCAAGGUUUAGUAAAAUACUAUUUUUGUACUAACUUAUGGAAUAUCAGUAACUCUCAGUCACAGCUCUAAAACAAAACAAUACAUCAAUAAACAAGUGCAAAACUAGAAUUGUCAAAUUGAAAAUCCAUUUCCUAAUGAAUUAUUGCUAAAGGUUGAGAACGGAUCCCCCCACAGCAACCCUGUAAUCCCUGCUGCUGGAAACCAGGAAUUUAUGCAGCAGCAGGAAAGAAAGCUAUACCAGAUGUGAUACCAGAUUGCAGCUUUCUAGUACUGAAUAGAUACAGAAGGUCUCAGUAAUGCGCCAAGAACAAAAUACCUACUAUUUUUCAAUUUUCACAACGACAAUGUGACAAAUAGAAAUAAGUAGAGACCAUUUGAGUGCUUAGAUUAUGAACAUAAUAUUUUAUUAUAGCUGAGUAAACAUUUCAGUUUCAAGACAUAUUUUCAGAAGCUCUAUUUUUGUGCAUCUGUUGUAAGGAAACACCGUUCUGGUGGGACCUGGAAUCACUUGGUGUCCAAUUCCAACUUUAUCUGUUUUGAAAAGGAAAAAAAUAAAGUUUUAUUUUCUUUA